Eufriesea mexicana is the source of this 529-nucleotide messenger RNA. It is a transcript of the gene Pfdn4, whose product is annotated as prefoldin subunit 4. The record is from RefSeq and is a predicted model, not a curated record. Bases 116 to 529 code for a protein of 137 amino acids. Gene Ontology annotation, biological process: protein folding. Gene Ontology annotation, cellular component: prefoldin complex; cytoplasm. The transcript has 4 exons. NCBI's taxonomy places the organism in Eukaryota, Metazoa, Arthropoda, Insecta, Hymenoptera, Apidae.
AGAUAUUAGCUUUGUGAAAUAAUGUCAUGAAUAUUUGACGUCAUUUUUUCAAAAUUGUUACCUCGAUUAGUAUUGAUAGUAUACUGGACAUUUGUGGUAAAAGCAAAAUAUAAAUAUGUCAGCACGUAAAAACGUUCAAAGUGGAUUUCAACCGGAUUCCGAUGUUUAUAUUACAUUCGAAGAUCAACAAAAAAUUAACAAAUUUGCACGGCAAAAUGCUAAAAUGGAUGACUUGAAAAUAGAAUUAAAAAUUAAACAGAACGAAUUAAAAAACUUAGAAGACGCAUGUGAUGAAAUAGCUCUUUUUGAUGAAGAUGCAAAAAUUCCAUAUUACAUUGGUGAAAUAUUUAUUUAUGAAGACUUAGAAAAAACACAGAAUUACUUAGAUGAAGUUAAAGAAAAGAAGAAACAGGAAAUUUCAAAUCUGGAAAGCAAAUAUGUUGAUUUAAAGCAACUCAUAAAUGAUUUAAAAGUACAACUGUAUGCAACAUUUGGUAAUCGUAUAAAUUUAGAAGCAGAUGAAGAUUAA